Ooceraea biroi (clonal raider ant) is the source of this 2926-nucleotide messenger RNA. RefSeq lists its product as uncharacterized. Gene Ontology annotation, cellular component: nucleus. Gene Ontology annotation, molecular function: DNA binding. Lineage: Eukaryota; Metazoa; Arthropoda; Insecta; Hymenoptera; Formicidae. The record is from RefSeq and is a predicted model, not a curated record.
AUGGCAACGUGGGACAUUUCGCGUACAUCAGGAACCUGUCCCGGCUGGUGGACACCCAACUUAGCAGCAAUAAACGGCAAAAAUACAUUUGUGAUAUGUCUGCACUACUUCUCCUCAAACGAGAUGUUGGAGGCCCACUCCGUGGAUUGCAACAAGAUGAACAAGUGCACCAUCGUUUUACCCGAUGAAGACAACAAGUGGUUGAAUUUCACGAGUUACAACAGAAAGGAGCGAAUGCCGUUCGUUGUGUACGCCGAUUUGGAAUGCAUCCUGCAGAAGACGAAUGACGAUCCGAAGCUGUACCAGCGUCAUCAAGCAUGUAGCAUCGGGAUGCUACGAAACCGAAAAAGGACAACAUCUAGAGGCACUACUGAUAUGACUAAUUAUAAAAUUGCAGCUGAAGAACAUUUUAAUUGUAAAAUAAGUAUCAGAGCAGCUGCAAAAGAAUAUGGUCUUUGCCAUGUCACUCUUACUAGAUUUAUCAAGAAAUUGAAGUCUGGUGAUACAUCAGCAAGAGUCGGAUACCACAGCGUCAAACGUAUUUUUUCUGAUGAAGAGGAAAAUAUUCUUCAAAAUUACAUUAUAACUUGCUCAAGUUUAUGUUAUGGACUCUCGCCAAAAGACGUAAGAAGAUUAGCUUACCAGUUAGCAGUAAAACAUAACAAACAAUUUUCAACGGCAUGGCAUGACAAACAGCUAGCGGCAAGACCAACACUUGAAGAGAAAUGCCUGCUUUUACUUGACAACCAUGAGUCGCACUUGUUAAUCAAGGCUCUUGAUUUUUGUAAAAACAAUGGGAUCGUCUUGUUGUCAUUCCCUCCACAUUGCACACAUAAAUUACAGCCGUUAGAUCGUGCUGUAUACGGACCGUUUAAAAAAAUGAUUAACACUGCCUCUGAUAAAUGGAUGCGCAAUAACCCCGGCAAAACAAUGACAAUCCACCAUAUUCCUGGUAUUGUAAGAGAGGCUUUUCCUCUUGCGGUCACUGAUGCUAAUGCUAUAGCAGGAUUUAAAUGUACCGGAAUAAGUCCAUUUAAUAGGAACAUAUUCACACCUGUUGACUUCGCACCUGCUGCUGUGACGGAUCGACCACCGAUAGCUUCUGUCCAAGACGAUUCUAACAAUAAUCAAAAUCUGGCCAUUGAAAAAGAAAACGUUCUUCACAAUAACCAAACGGAAUCUCAAGUAACUGAUCCUAAACCAGGUCCAAGUGGAUUACAAAAGCAAGACAACUUUUCACCCGAAGAUAUUCGACCUUUCCCACGUGCAGGUCUAAGACUACAAACAAAUAGAGGACGUAAGAGGCGAAAGACUGCGAUUCUAACCGAUACUCCAGAAAAAAUGGCUACUGAAGAAGAAUUUAAUAAUAGGAAGAAGGUAAAGAGAAAUAUCUUAGUAUCUGAAGAAGAGAAAACUAAAAGCAAGAAAAGUAAAAGCGAAGAGAAAGAUAAAAGCAAGAAAAAAGGGAAAAAACGCGAUAACCAAAAAUAAGGAAAAGUGCAAUUUCUUCAAGUUGAUAGGCUGUGCUUGGUUGUAAGAGCUAGUCUCAUUUUAAAUUGAUAAUUCUCACUAUGUAUCUAAGUCAUAAUUGUGAUUCGGAACAAGCACCGAUAUUUUUUUUUGUAAAAGUAGGCAAACUUACAAUUAGUUAAAAAGAUACCAAACUGUUUGUGAUCUUAGCUAUAGUUAUUUUGUUGCCUAAUGAAGAUUAUUUAAGUUCUUUAAGUAAUAUAAUAAUAAAUUGUUCUCUUGUUUUUUUAUUUUUAUGACAUAACAAUUAUUUUAUAUUGUUAAAAACAUUUUUAUUUUGUUUCCUGGAAAAAUUAGAAGUGUUACUUUCAUCCCCAUAGUGUGUUACUUUCGUCCUGGGCCCCCAGGAUGAAAGUAACAAUCGGCACAGUUACGAAAAGCUAAAAUAACUUUUUAAGUAUUUAUGAUUUAGGGGUGAAGCAUAUAUGUAAUGAUAAACCAAUAAAUGGAGUAUCCUAAUAUAUAAAUGUUUUUGUUGUAUCUCUAAACAGUAACCAAUGACUGACCUCUAAAGUAAAAGUGUUACUUUCGUCCCCGGUCUCCCCUAUUACGUGCGAUGUUCAUACGAACGUCGUUAUCAGGAUACCGAUCCCGUCGCGAUAUCGAUUGUAUAGCAUGGUUCACCGAGGAACUGCGAAAUAGCAUUUCGCGUGAAAGCGAUUUUGUCGAGAAAUAUCCCCAUGGCAGAUUUAACGCGAGACGAGCGCGAAAAAUUUAAUAGCGCGAUACACUGCCCUAUAUGUGAAAAAUCGUUCGCGUUCGAUGACACGCGGGUUCGCGAUCAUUGCCACCUGACCGGCUGGUACAGACGUCCCGCGCACGCGAAUUGUAAUCUAAAUUAUAAAGAUUCCUAUACUAUUCCGAUAGUGUUCCACAAUUUAUCCGGCUACGAUUCACAUUUUAUAAUCAAAGAAUUGGCUAAUAACACAGACCUGCGAAAUUUUAGGUUUUGUUAGUUACAAAAAGCAGAGUAGGAGAAUCUGAUAGAUUUUUUGUCGCUGAAAACGAAUCUGGCCGCAGAAUUUCUCCAGCACGUCAGGUUUUUGAGUAAUUUGUGGUUAAAUGAUCCAAAAAUGGCUAUUUCGACCAAUUUCAUGAAUUUAUUAUGGGAGAACCAAAUUGUUUGAAACAUUUUUGCCAAUGGCAUCGUAUAGUACUAAUCUUUAUCUUUCAAAUCCAUUUUCGAUUGCCGUCGGACGAGUUUUUUCGAGAUAUAUAAGUAUGAAGUUAUAAGGCUAGUCAUGGUCAAUGCCGCUCUGAAGAGAGAAGUUGUGAGCCUGUAUCUUCAAAUAUAACUGGCUAUAAAGCUUGCAGCCAAGAGUAUAUUUUUCAAAUUUUCUCAUUUGAUGCUUUUUUAUAGUUUUGAAAACAAUUUUUUUUAAUUUUAUACCUUUUU